UCGCCGCGCCUCUUCCAGCUCUGACACGUCAUCGAGGUCAGACAGACAACACCGGAGUAAAGAUGGCGGCAGCCUACGAGCGCUUCAAACUGCACACAAGCCCUGAGAAGUUUUACAUAGAAGCCUGCGAUGAUGGAGCUAAUGAUGUUCUCGCCAUUGACAGGGUGUCUACGGAAAUGACCCUCACAGUUAAGAAGGACAUCCCUCCCUCUGCUGUCACUAGACCAAUAUGUGGAAUUAUGGGAACAAUUCGUCUGGUUGCAGGCAUGUAUCUUAUCAUUAUUACCAAAAAGAAAAAGGUUGGAGAUUUAUUCGGUCACAACAUCUGGAAGGCUACAGAAUUUGACAUAAUUUCUUACAAAAAGACUGUGCUGCACUUGACAGAUAACCAGCUCACAGAGUUUAGAGAAUGGAAGCAGAUGCAAGAUAACAAGUGUUUCUUAGCAAUGCUCAACAACGUAUUGAAUACAGAUGGGUUUUACUUUGCUACCAACUAUGACCUGACACACUCCUUACAGCGGUUGUCCAACACCAGCCCAGAGUUUCAAGAAAUGAGCCUACUGGAGAGGGCAGAUCAGAGGUUUGUGUGGAAUGGGCACCUUCUGAGAGAGUUCACAGCACAGCCUGAGCUCCAUAAAUUUGCAUUCCCAGUGCUCCAUGGAUACAUUGUAGUGAAAUCUUGCUGUAUUAAUGGCAAAUACUUUGACUGGAUCAUUAUCUCGAGGAGAAGCUGUUUCAGGGCUGGGGUGCGAUACUAUGUCAGAGGUAUCGAUUCAGAAGGUCAUGCUGCUAAUUUUGUUGAAACGGAACAAAUAGUCCAGUACAAUGGAAGCAAAGCUUCAUUCGUGCAGACUCGUGGAUCAAUGCCAUUUUUCUGGUCACAAAGACCAAACCUCAAGUACAAACCAAAGCCACAAAUCAGCAAAACUAUCAAUCAUAUGGAUGGCUUCCAGAGACAUUUUGAUUCACAAAUUAUCAGCUAUGGAAAGCAAGUCGUGUUAAACUUGAUAAACCAGAAGGGCUCUGAAAAUCCUCUGGAGCAGGCUUUUGCAAAAAUGGUGAAGAGCCUGGGUAAUGGAAUGGUGAAGUACGUAGCAUUUGAUUUCCACAAGGAAUGUAGCCAAAUGAGAUGGGAACGACUUCAGAUUUUAGUGGAUCGGGUUGCGGAGAUGCAGGAUGAGUUUGGUUACUUCAUGGUGGAUUCAGAUGGAAAGGUCCUGAUGCAGCAGGAAGGCACAUUCCGUAGCAACUGCAUGGACUGUCUGGAUCGGACUAACGUGAUUCAGAGCCUGUUGGCACGUCGCUCUUUGCAGUCACAACUACAGAGACUUGGAGUUCUUCAUGCUGGACAAAGGAUUGAAGAGCAAGAUGAUUUUGAAAAUAUAUACAAGAAUGCAUGGGCAGACAAUGCUAAUGCAUGUGCCAAACAGUACGCCGGGACAGGGGCCUUGAAGACUGAUUUUACAAGGACUGGCAAGAGGACUCAGUGGGGGCUGGUCAUGGAUGGCUGGAACUCGAUGAUCAGAUACUACAAGAACAACUUUUCAGACGGCUUCAGACAAGAUUCCAUAGAUCUUUUUCUUGGUAACUACGCCGUGGAUGAAGCUGACAGCUCAACACCUCUCCAUGUGCAAAAGGACUGGAAGUUCCUAACUUUGCCUAUCAUCAUGGUGGUUGCAUUCUCCAUGUGUAUUAUAUGUCUCCUCAUGGCAGGUGACACUUGGACAGAGACCUUGGCCUAUGUGCUCUUCUGGGGAACAGCCAGCAUUGGGACCGCAGCCAUCAUUCUUUUCAAUGGCAACGAGUUUGUAGAUGCUCCGAAGCUUGUUCAGAAGGAAAAAAUGGACUGAAUCUGUGUGUGUGGAAAGCAGCUUGGUCACCAGGAUUCCUCUUUGCACACUUGGAGUCUGUACUGACCUGCUUUCCACACAUGGGAAAUAGGCUUUUUAUCAAGAUAUAUAAAAAUAAGAAAAAAAAGGUGUCUUUGCUGUUAAUGGUGGAGGUAUGCUUUUGGGAUCCAAGAGUUUAUUCUUAUCUGAAAGGCAGAACAUCUCAUCAGUGUAUGGCACCUUACUAGGGUUAAUAUAAAUACUUUUGUUUUACAGCUAGCCAUACUGUACUUGUCUGAAGUUGUCUUAUCAAUGUCCAGAUCUAACAUAUACACACAAAUAUUAUGUUUCUAAUAAUCAAUACCUUUAUGUAUUGAUCUGAGUGUGUGUUACAGACCAGUAGAAGAAAUGUUAAUGCACAUCUUACCUAGAGCAAAGCUCAUAUGGUAAAAUAAGAGUUGGGGCAGCAUAUAGAUUCCUAUUUACCUGUAUCCCAAGCAUGUUUAGAUGUAAAUUGCUACCACUAGCAUAAUAACCAGGAAACCUGGCACUAAUAUGAGAUACGAAUAGUGGUUUUAUGAGCUACACUAAAGAACCAAAUGCCCAUAACUAGUCUAUAUAAAGACAUGUAUCUUCCGUAAGUAACAUUUUUUUUUUUUAUCCCUGUAAGUUGCCAUAUUGUUGUGAUAUUCUGCUCUGUACUUGUGAAUACCUUUCCUUUCUGUUAAUCGGUUUUACAGCAUAUUUGAUUUUGCUUCUCAGAGUGAGGUGGUUUUAUCUUUCGGUUACUGAGCAGUAGUGUUGGUUUUUGUCUUAAUCUUUUUUUUUAUUUUUGGACACUCUGCUUGUCCAGUGUAGUUAUCCAAUCUCAUCUGUCUUCCCAAUAUGCUUCUGUGCAAUGGAGGGGAGUAUCCACAAGUGUAUAUUAUAUAUUAAUAAUGUAUAUUAUAGUAUAAGCUGUUUCAUUCUGAUAUGGUUACAGGAUGAAAGAAUUAGAUCAUGUAAAAUCAGUUAUGCCUUUUAUGUAUCUUUCCUUUUUUUAAUUCAGAAAUCCAAAGCAUAAUGCAUAUUGACAGUAUUAACAUAUUUGUUAUAUUGUUUUCUUAUUUUCCAGUCAGCUUUUUCUAUUUAUUGACACUUGGCAAUAAUCUAUCAUUUAAUAUGUCUUGGGAACUCUAGUAUAUUUCAAGGUACACAUAACCUGUAAUAUGUAUUUUCUCUGCAUGGCAUUCAUAUUCUUUUAUAAUAAGCUGUGUACCUAGGCUUUAUUUAUUACAAAAGGUUUUUAUUGGGAUUUCAGUCUAAGCUGGAAGGAGGUACUAAUUGGCACUGGAAAGGAACUACUAAUUCUUGCGACCAACUCAAGCUUGUCUUCAAUGUGAUCUCUAUAAUUUUUUAUUAAUAUUAUUUUUAGUUAAAUCUAUAUAACUAGAUAUAUUAUUGUAAUUACAUGUGCAAUACAAAUUAAUGUCAGUAUAAAUUAAAAAUACAAGUAGAGCUGGCAGAUAUGUGCACAUCUGUUCCCAUUAUAUUACUGAUUGACACAUUUUUUUAAACAAGUGAGCAAGAUCCAUAUAGUAUAGCGAUGGCAACUAAAAAUGAUGUAAGAGUAUUAAUGGUGCAUUAUUUUGGAUGUAUGUUUUACUUAAGAUUAUGUUCUGAAAGGACAAGACUCCUGUAAUAUAGUAGCAUAUGACUGCAGAGAUCUCCCUUUGCAGGGAUAAUUUAUGUCAAUGUCCUAAAAGAUAAUUUUGCUGUAUUAAAUCUUUAACAAGCAAAUAUCAGUUAGAUGGGCAAGCUCACAUUUUUUUUCUUUGUUCAAAGCUUUUCUUCUGUGUGAGCUUAAAGGGUACAUAAGGACCUUUUUAUUUUAUUGUAUUACAUGUUCCCAUGUGUUGCUAUAGCUGCCUACAUAAGGUGUGUGUUGUUGGUUUUUUUUUUUUUUGUUGGUUUUUUUUAACUUUUACAUUGCAUUCCCUGCCUCAAGAUGGCUUCCCAUGUACCUGCAUUGACCUCUCAGAACUACAUUUCCCAUCAUCCUCCUGCUCACUGGUAAAUCCAUGUCAGGAUGAUGGGAAAUGUAGUUCUGAGGGGUCCAUGCGGGUACAUGGGAAGCCAUCUUGAGGCAGGGAAAGCAAUGUAAAAGUAAAAGUGGUCAAAAUGUAAAAAAAAAAAAAUAAUUUAAACAACACACACUUUUCGUAAACAGUUGUAGCAACACAUGGGAACAUUUAACACAAUAAAAUAAAAAGGUCCUUUUGUACCCUUUAAGGAAUGGUUUAUUGAGUUCCUUUUUUAAUCAGAUUUUAACUACAUGGGUCUGAAAGCUUAUUCUUCCAUUUCCAGUGUGCAACAUGUUUAAAAAGACCAAACUGCACUUGAGCUUCCAAAAUGGACCUGCCCAAUUAAUAGGAGCAUUAGACUGAACUUGAACAAAACUAGUUCUAGUUGUAAUCCAUAGAAUUAGAAUGCUACAGCAGUAUUUGCGUGCUAAACUUUUUUGGUGCCUCUGGUGCUUGAGAGAAUUUUUUGCAUUCCUGUACAUGCUCUGGAACUUAGGAAACAAUGCCGUUUUAUUCCUGGCAAAAGACAAACAUCAUAAUGCUGCUGUAUGAUGCUGUUGGCUUAACUCUUGCUGUGAUAAAAAAAGUGGUCAGCCCUUACACAUCACAGUAGUGACACCAAGGAGCCAUCCAAAUCCAUCUUGUGGUCUUUGCAGAGUUGUCAGGGGAUGAAAACAAGACUUGUGUUGCAUUCCAGGUUUUACUGUCUGCCUAAUUAGUUUAUAAAAUUACUAAUUGUCUCAGUUACCAACCAUAUAGAGGAAAAGGUGGGACUAGUCACAGUAAAACAUGGAAUGUUUCAAACUGCCUUUUUGCAUGUCACUGCUUGGGGUAACAAUAGUGGUUGGACUCCAGUAUACUGAAGGGGCUCAUCUUUGCCCUCAUUACAAGAUUUUUCUUGCUGAUCUCUGCAAUAUUGAAACGGCUAUCUCUUUCUGACCACUGUCAUUCCAUGUUUUAAGUGGUUUGUUAAUGGUUUGUUUUGUUUUAAAGAUUUAAUAAAAUCUCAGAUGGAAAACAAUAGCAAAUGUAAUUUCUUUUUUUUUUUUUCCUUUUUUUUGUAUUUAAUACCUGUACUCUUGUUAAUAUUGAUUGAUUCGCAGCAGCUUUGUGCUCUGGGAAAGUAGAGGCUUGUUUUAUAGCCAGUAAGGGGUUUUGUUUGUGCAGAACUUGCCAUGCAUUUCUGUUUGUUAGAAAAUAUGGUCCACCCAGAUUAUCUGUGAUGAGCUAUGGUUUAUAUCAGGUUCUCACUUUUCUAAUUUGAAGAUAUAAUGUGGUGCAACACAGCCUGCUUUACUGUAGUAACUGAAAAAGACCAUUUAGAUUUAUCAAGUUUUGUACCUACUCAUAUUCUUUUAUCUAUUCCCUUUCACGUUCCAUGAAAAUGUAAGGCUUGGAUAAGUCAUUGGUCUCAGACUACUGGCAAGCACAAGACUAUCUAAAUACAUAAAAAAAUCUUGGCUUUCCUGUUCGUCUGACACUGAUCUGAACCAGACUUUUUUUAAGAAAAUAUGCAGAACUUUAAAAUACAAUCGCAUACAGAAACCUUACUUUUUCUAUCACAAAAUAAGAUCUGUACCACAAAAUUAUGGGGUCUUUAGGUAAAUAUAAUUCUGUUUGAAUUCUUAAAUUUAAAAUAUUGUCUCGCCAACUAAAAGGAUGGGAUUUUGUUUGAUAAUUUUGUAUGAUAAUUGCAAGAACAAAAAUUAACAAUUGUGUGAUUAAUUGGUUCAAUGAUCUGCUGUGGUUUAAUGGACUACAGGGGUCUUUGUUUAAUAAAACUGCCAACCUUGCUCUUUUGCCACCCAAUUAUUUCCUGAACAAAUCAUGUGCCAAGAUGCAGGUACUUUAGUGGUGUUUUCCCUGUUUUUUAUUUAUAUAACCCCAUGGGCCUGAUUUACUAAGCUUUUAAUUGUAAA
Molecule: messenger RNA, 5811 nt
Organism: Acipenser ruthenus (sterlet)
Lineage: Eukaryota; Metazoa; Chordata; Actinopteri; Acipenseriformes; Acipenseridae
Product: phosphatidylinositol-3-phosphatase SAC1-B
Exons: 21
Coding region: 63-1850 (595 amino acids)
Biological process (GO): phosphatidylinositol dephosphorylation
Cellular component (GO): endoplasmic reticulum
Molecular function (GO): phosphatidylinositol-4-phosphate phosphatase activity
Source: RefSeq, a predicted model, not a curated record